Messenger RNA from Lycium ferocissimum, 1772 nucleotides. RefSeq names its product basic helix-loop-helix protein 80-like. Gene Ontology annotation, molecular function: DNA-binding transcription factor activity; protein dimerization activity. The record is from RefSeq and is a predicted model, not a curated record. The transcript has 8 exons. Lineage: Eukaryota; Viridiplantae; Streptophyta; Magnoliopsida; Solanales; Solanaceae. Gene Ontology annotation, cellular component: nucleus. Gene Ontology annotation, biological process: regulation of DNA-templated transcription. The coding region runs from base 213 to 1262 and encodes 349 amino acids.
UAAGCUAGAAAAAAUAAUUUAUUUUAGCCAAAUUUUUUGUGUCCAAUCUCUUUCUUCAUCUUUAUAUAAACCUGACCCUUUGGCAUAUUCAUUUCCUCAAACCAAAUAUUAUUACCCUCUGGACUACUACCUCUCUGUCUCUUGAAGCCUUUCAUUGAGUAUUCCAAAGCAAAUCAUAAACUUAAAAAGAAGAAGUUGAAAGAAGAAAAAAGAUGGCUGCUUUUUCAUCAUACCAAUUACAACACACCAACCCUUUUCUUCUUGACACAGUUUUUUCGCCAAGUUCUCCCAUUAAGAUGUCUGGCUUUUUGGAAGAACCAAACAAUUCUUGUACAGUCCAGAAUUGUUUCUCUCAAUUUUACCAACCAGAAUUCCAUUCCAAUGUGAUUGUUCAUGAAAAUAACCCAAAUAUUACUACUACUCUUAGCCAUGAUGAGCCUAAUUCUGUCACCAACAAAAGUACCAGCAGCAGCAGUUUGGACAUGGAUUCUUCCUCUGUUACUGAUAAAAUUGAAACUGAGAAUAAUAAGCCUAAUGUCACUCCUAUGGACAAGAAAAGAAAAUCCAGAGAAGGGUCUCCUUCUAGGAGUUCUGCUCACUCUAGGGGUGAUAAUGGGAAAAAGAAGAAAAGCAAUAGCAAAUUAGUAGCCAAAGAUGAGAAAAAAGAGGAGAAGAAAGCAAAUGAAGAGGCACCAUAUGGCUACAUUCAUGUUAGAGCAAGAAGGGGCCAAGCAACUGACAGCCAUAGUCUUGCUGAAAGGGUGAGGAGAGAGAAAAUAAGUGAAAGGAUGAAGAUAUUGCAAUCUCUUGUUCCUGGUUGUGACAAGGUGAAUCACAAAGUAACUGGAAAGGCCCUCAUGUUGGAUGAGAUAAUCAAUUAUGUCCAAUCUUUGCAAAACCAAGUUGAGUUUCUCUCAAUGAAACUUACUUCUUUGAAUCCAAUGUACUAUGACUUUGGCAUGGACUUAGAUGCACUCAUGGUCAGACCUGAUGACCAGAAUUUGAGUGGGUUGGGGACACCGCUACUAAAUAUUCAGCAAGGCCCUACUAACGCUACUACAUCACAGGCAGUUGAAGUUAUUCCUAACACUAAUAGUGGCUAUCCUUUUUUGGAUAAUUCAGCAUCUCUCAUGUUCCAACAGGCCCAUUUCCCUAAUUCCAUUUCUCAGGGUAAUGGGCAGCUCUUAUGGGGUGCGGAUGACCAAAGACAAAAAAUAAUUGAUCAGUCAGGAUUCAGCAACAACUUUUGUUCUUUCCAUUAAUGUAACACCAGGCCCUGGCCUGCCCUACAGGCUACAGAACAUUUGCACUUUGAACCUGACUGUAGCUAGCUUAGUAUAUAACAUGUGCAUGGAGGAUUAUAUUCUAAAUCACUUUAUCAAGACUCGGAGUAUUUUUAAUUAGUAGUCAGUAGAUUAAAAUGAUGGGCCUUCUGGAUGGAUAAUAUUUAUGAAGUGCAAGAAAUCAGUGGAAGCCAAAAGAGUAACAAGAAGAAAUUAAAAGAAGUCAGCUGGCAGAAUUAUUUGAGACAGAUCUUUUUGGAGAUCCUUUUGAUUGUUGCUGUGACCAAUAUUUGACUUGAUUCCUGAACCAAUUGAAAGCACAAGUUCCUAGAGCCAUGUGAUGGUGGUGGUUAAACCCUAGCUUAGCUAGAAAGAAGAAGAAUAUUAUGUAGAGAGAAAAAAAAAAUGUACUCCUUUUCUUUUUUGCAUCUUCUUCUUGUAUUACCAUGUGUACGUAGCUAUUAUGAUAAAUUUGAUUGUUUGCUUUAA